Messenger RNA from Chrysoperla carnea, 957 nucleotides. Its product is annotated as uridine diphosphate glucose pyrophosphatase NUDT14-like. Gene Ontology annotation, biological process: ribose phosphate metabolic process; nucleoside phosphate metabolic process. The record is from RefSeq and is a predicted model, not a curated record. NCBI's taxonomy places the organism in Eukaryota, Metazoa, Arthropoda, Insecta, Neuroptera, Chrysopidae. The coding region runs from base 121 to 780 and encodes 219 amino acids. The transcript has 6 exons. Gene Ontology annotation, molecular function: UDP-sugar diphosphatase activity.
GUGGAAUAAACUAAUUUUACAAAAUAAUACAAAUGUAAAGAAAUUGGAAAAAUCAGGAAUUAAAUAGUUUUUUUCUUUUUGUUCCAGUUUUGUGUUUGUCAACAAUAAAUAUAACAAAUAAUGAACAGUUCAACGACAGAGAAUCGAUGUUCUACGAACAUCACUGAUAUACAGAUUACAAAAUGUAAAUAUUCAGAAAUUUUCCAACCAUUUCGUUUAACGUAUAAAAUGAAUAACGAAGAGCGUAAUUGGGACAUAAUCAAAACUGAAAAUAGGAUAGAUGUUUGCAUAUUUAAUACAACCACCAAAAAAUUAUUAUUAUGGAAAAAAUUCCGUCCAGGUGCAUAUUUAGUUAAAGCAUUUGGUAAAGAAUUACCGGAUGAAAGUACCAUAGAUCUACAAAAAUAUCCAAUUGAAUUAGGUUUAACAUAUGAAUUUUGUUCUGGAAGUGUUCAAAAUAAUCAGAGCAUCGAAAAUACAGUUGAAAGUUUAAUCGAAACAUGUACUGGAUACAAAGUUUCAUCGAAUAAUAUUGAAAAAGUUGUUACUUAUUGCUUUGAUACGUCACCAGCCGGAAAUCAAUCAACGUUUUUUUAUUGUGAAAUCAACAAUUCUAUGAAAGUUUCGCUAGGUGAAAAUUGUGAAGAUCUGGUGGAAUUAUCAAUUGAAGAAGUUAUGGAAUUAACUGCAGGAAAAUCUACAAUCAAUACCACCGACAAUCUACUAUUUGGUCUAAUAUGGUUUUUAUUAAAUAAGAAAGAAAAAUAUUCUAUAAAAUAGUAAAAAAUAAUUUUUAAAAUGUUACGUUCACAGUAUUCAACAAAAGCAAUUAUUUCUGGAUAUAAUUUACAUUUAUCCAAAAAUUAUCUGAUACCAAAAAUUAACUGUCCAAAAAAAGUGCACUAUUUGAAUAGUUUGUCAAAAUUAUAAACUAUUUCAGUAAAUAAAAACAUAUUU